Messenger RNA from Colletotrichum truncatum, 684 nucleotides. RefSeq names its product gpi anchored protein. Lineage: Eukaryota; Fungi; Ascomycota; Sordariomycetes; Glomerellales; Glomerellaceae. The record is from RefSeq and is a predicted model, not a curated record.
AUGACCCGCCUUCUCCUCCCCAUCCUCCUCGCCUCAACGGCAACAGCCCACUUCUCCCUCUCCGUCCCCAAACCCAUCGGAGACAGCGAUGAGAAGCAAGGCACCGCUCCCUGCGGUGGCUACACCGCGUCUUCGUCCUCCGCCACCACCGACUUCCACGUCUCCGGUGACGCGGUGGGCAUGGAGAACGGCCACCCGCAGACCAACUGGCUCUUCCGCGCCACUCUCGACCAGACCGCCGGCGGCAACUGGACUCAAGUCUUCCCCAUCGUCAUGCAAACCGGCCUCGGCAACUUUUGCGAGCCUCAGAUCGCCGUGCCUGCCGAGUAUGCUGGCAAGAAGGGUGUCAUUGGCGUUGUUGCACACUCGCCCGAUGGACUGCUGUACUCUUGCGCCGCAGUAAACUUCGUAACCGGCGCCGCCCCCACCCGUUCUGAAUGCAAAAACGCCUCCAUCACAGUCGACUACUACAGCGACCCCAGCCUCGAGGCCCUCGUCAAAGCCGGCGCGGGCAGCAGCAGCAGCGCGCCAGCCAGCUCAUCCUCGCCGUCCGGAAGCGCCGCCGCGUCGAGCACGCCCAACGCCGCCCCAGGCAUGACUUCCGGUCUGCUUACCGUCGGCACGAUGGGCAGUGUCCUGGUUUCCUUGGCUGCUGCCGUCGGCGGCGCCGCCUUGUUCUUUUAA